Messenger RNA from Acaulospora morrowiae, 631 nucleotides. Lineage: Eukaryota; Fungi; Glomeromycota; Glomeromycetes; Diversisporales; Acaulosporaceae. The record is from the annotation of a GenBank genome assembly.
AUGGAGAUCUUUAGAGCCCAUUCAGUCAUCUUGAGGGCCAGAUCAUUACACUUUCGCACUUUGCUUUCAGAUAAUUUGGUGAAACGAGAACAAGAUGAAUGUUAUACAUUUGUUAAACCUCAUAUUUCACCCAAUGUGUUCAAACACAUUCUCAAGUAUAUCUACACGGGUAUGUGCGAUUUGGAGAAUUGCGAUUUCCUCAUAGAAUUACUAGUGGCAGCCGAUGAAUUGAUUCUCGAUGGAUUCGUUAAACACAUCCAAAAUUAUAUAAUAUUAAAUAAAACUUUUUGGCUACGUGAAAACCUUGUGAGACUUUUUCAAAUCUCAUCAAAACAUGAAUCCUUCUCUGAACUCCGAGAAACUUGUGGUCAGCAAAUAAGUCGAAGUCCCGAUUUGAUACUGAGAUCAACUGAUAUCGUCUACCUGGAGAAACGCACUCUUCUCACUUUCAUCAAACGCGAUGACAUCGCCACUGACGAGAUUAAUAUUUGGAACGCUGUAAUAAAAUGGGGCAUGGGUCAGGAUUUUAAACUUGAUGACAACAUCGAGAGUUGGACUAAAGGUGAUUUUGAGGAGUUGAAAAUCAGAGUUCAAGAUUUCUUUCCUUACAUCAGAUUUUUUACUAUACCCG